Molecule: messenger RNA, 8468 nt
Organism: Rhopilema esculentum
Lineage: Eukaryota; Metazoa; Cnidaria; Scyphozoa; Rhizostomeae; Rhizostomatidae
Source: RefSeq, a predicted model, not a curated record
AAAAUAAUAUGAAAUUGAUGAAAAAUGUAACUGUAGUUGACAAGUCAUAAAAAGGUUCCUUGAUGAGGACCAAGACGAAAAUCAAGGUAUUAAUUCCAACAUUGUCGCCUGAUUCAGAUGGUUUAUCCAAACUUGAGUCUGUUUUAAAACAGGCUUAAUCCUUGUUCUCGUUUAUUUUCUUGGAAAAAAGCUAACAAUACUUCUAGAUAGAGCUCAAGCGCCAAGUGUCUUCGUUUUGCGCUGUAUCUUAUUUCUGGACAGUGGAAAGGUGCUUUCAAAACUUUUCCACUAUCCGGGUUUCUUUUAUCAGAAAAAAUCCUUGCCACAAAAUUUGACCUUGCCACCAACUCACUCGCAAUUGGUGCUAAUAAAAAACACUUUCGCAAUCCUGCAAGUCUGACUGCAGUUACUGGAAGAGGCUGCAAAGUGGCAAGCACAGAAAAGCAAACAGGGGAGUAAGCUUCCUAUCUAUGUUCAACCUUCAUAUUAUUGAUUUUCCAGAUCCCAGAGAAAUUACAAUCUUGCGUCGUGAAUACAAGGUCUAUUAGAACCACAUGUGACAGUUUUAUUUGAUUACAUAAUAUCAAAAGGGGCUGACAUGUGCGUGGUCACAGAAACAUGGUCAAAACAGUAUGACAAUGCUGUUAGAGCAGCUUGUCAGUCAGAGGGCUACACUUUUUUAGACAAACCAGGAUCUUCAGAUCUAAUGGGUAGGGACACUGCACUCCUAUCCGUAAAUUAAUUGAAUGCAAAGAAUUAGAUGCAGGAGAAACCAAUUUAGAGAGUUUACGAUUCAGGAGAGAAUAUGAGUAUGUCUCCAGCUCCAUCCCACUGUCGUGUCGCCUUCCUUCAACUGGUCCAAACAAAUUAGCAAUUAUACCAUUGGGUGCAACAACUGACUGAAACUUUAUCGCAUGUACUCUCUUACGCCCAUUGUAAAGUACUCGUUGGUUUUGCUUUGGCCUACAAAUAGGUCGCACAGUACCAUUGAUGAAACCCCAGCAGUUAUCGAGAGCAGCGCCUUUCUGGUAAAUUGCAUCUGCACAUCUUUGUAAAUUUUCUUUUGAAAGAAAAGGCUGGUUUAGACUUCUCAAGAGCUGUCCGUGUGUGUCAACCAUAAAGUCAAUCACUUUAUUUGUUAUCAUGCAGAGCUUCUGUGAACCGGCCUACCAAACCUCGGUACUAAGUCUGCAUAUCGACAAGGAUAUGCCAUAUGUUUGAGACAGGUGCACAGAGCUUCGAUGGAAUCGACAACAACGCCAUUCGCACAUCGAAAUUCCUCGGGGAGACGAAGUGCAACGGCAAGGUUAUAAAUGUCCUCCUUCUUAAAACGAAACUCGACCAAACAUUCGCUUUCUUCCAUGUCCUCUAAAACAAAACGAUCGUGAUUUUGAUACGGUAGCAUACCGUGAAGAUUAUUAUUAAUGGCGUUGUAGAAAAUCAGAAGUUCUUCGUCAUCCAAGAGUCCUGCAACAUGCAACAUUGUAAGUUCUUCCGCCAUUUUUAACACGAAUUUGAUUUUGGCGCCAAUGCUGCGUAUUACAAAUUAGGUCGUGAUUCGUAACAUGUUUUGUGACUACGGGCGGGAAGGCAAAACUAGUGCACAGACCUCUUUGAGUAGUCGGAGUGACCCACGUAGUGGAUCGUAAACCAAUAUUCAGAGUGGUUGGUUACCGAGGGAAGCUCCAAUCUUAGAUUAUCAAUAAUAUACCGGCCACCAUACUCUGCAUGUCCAUCACCCAGUCUUUUUUAGUUUUUUUCAGUGGGAUAUUUUAAGUAUUUGCAGCCAGCAACUGAUCUUGUGUGCAGAGCCACUCCUAAUGAUUUUAAACUAGACGCGUCGAAGAGAACUGGGUCGAGAAUUGGGGCAAAAAAACCAUGCGUGUUGUGUUGUGUUGUGAUUUCUUGGGUUUUUGUUUUGCGAAAGAGCAGAGUUUACUUCGUUGGCCUGAAUUCAAUCAAAUCGUGGGCAUUUUAUCAAGAAAUAAUAUUUUUAAAAGCUACUGAAAUAGAUCAGCGUUAACAAUCAAAGUCUUUAAAUUAUUUUGUCACUUUUGACAUCGCUUUGAGAAAAAGGGAAGGCUUAGGUAUUAAGGCCUAAAAACUGCAAAGCAUACAGAAUGCAGCAGCAAGGAAAAUAACCGAUAUAAAGAGUUAUGAUCACAUCACACCCGUAUUAAAGGAGCUGCACUGGCCUCCUUUACAACAAAGGAUUGAAUUUAAGAUAUUGCUGCUAACAUACAAGGUACCGAAUAACAUGGCCCCGUCUUACAUUGCAAAAAUGUUUGUAUAAGGUUUUGAUGGGUCACAAAAUUUUGCCUGAAAAUAGUGGAAAGCCUCCAUUCCCUGCACAACAUAUACGUUAUGACCACUCCAAUUGAACAAUUUUCACAAUGUUUUCGAUAUUUUGUUAACUUCCUUUAGAGGUUUUCUAUCCGAUUUUGGAUAUCCUUUUUUGAUUCAGGCGUAGCUUAGAAAUCCUCUGCGAAGGAAAACUAAGAUAUCGUUUUACAAGUAGGCUUACAAUUUUUGUUUGCAAACGAUUGAAAACUGCCGUGAGUUUUCAUUGUUCCUAUUUGAUCAAGAUGAAAACGAAAGUUUGACUUGGCCUUCACAGAUCAAGCAACCAGAUCAAGCAACCAGAUCAAGCAACCAGAUCAAGCAACCUUUGUUAGCUUUCCAGCGGUGUACAGUGGCCUAUGCGUCUGUUUUAUUUCACUCAUUGUUGUUUUUAUCAAGUUUUAUUUACGCAGACAAUUUAUUCGUUUAUUUUUUUUUAAAUUCAUUACCCGGAAGAUUUAGAUUUACUGGAUCAAAAUAGAUGCUUUAGAAGCUAUUAAUGAAAAAAUUUCAGAGCUUAAUAAUUAGGUUCACGACGCUCUCCAGCUUUAUUUGUUUGCGAUUUGCGCACGCUCAACGACUGCGCUCGUUCAUUUAUAAAUAAACCACGACGAUAUUCAAGCCGGCGGUUCCUACUACGUUCCUCAUUACUUGCUUUGUAUGGCAGAGUACCGUGCUUCAUGAGCAAUCUGAAGAAGAUUGAUGUUUCUCCGAUGCAUAAUUGCACCUGUUAUGAUUUGAAGUUCUAAAUGCGUGUUAUAGAGUCCUGGGUCGUUUAGCCUUAUUCCAUCUGUCGAUUGGACGCGGCGAUUACAAGAAUUUCGUUCACUGAUUUGCAUCAAUUCAGUUCGCUUUUAGCGCUGCUACUAACCAUAGGAAGCCUGCUGUACGGCGACGAACAUCUUCAUCUCCUAUUUUUCUAUGCUCGAGUUGUUCCGAGUGAUUUCAAAUGCUUGGCUGAGCGAGUUGUGAGGUGCCUUUAUCGAGCCAGCUGCGACGAUGAAUCUGAGUAUGAAAAGCAUUUUCCCAGCUUUACUUUUUGUUCUGCUGCAUUGUCGGAUAGAAGCAGGAAGGAACUUCUUGAAAGACAGACUGGUACGGUACAGCGCAGUUCCCGAGGGAUCAAAAGUAACUUUAGUUGGCCUGCUCCAUGAGUCACAUUAUGAAGUUUGUUCUAAGGUGUGGUUAAAAGCGGAGCAACCAAUUCUCAUACAGAGUUCGUCAAAAUACACUUUUCUAAAUAGCGACACAACACUGGUGAUUCACGACUUUUCAGCUGCAGAUGUUGGGCCAUAUUUAUUCAUCUAUUCAAGAAACAACAAAAGCGAUCGUGUUGUUUUCGAAUUGGAAUUGAUAACCAUGCAAGGACAGCAUUGGUACCAAAAAGACUCGAAGCACGUUGGUACCGUGAUCGGAAUGUUAUUUCUCUUUCUGAUCAUCCUGGCCCUCGUCUACUACUGUUGUAGCAAGGACGUUGAUACGGUUUUUCCUUCACUGCAAUUUAGAAAACUGGCAUUACAAAGUCACCCUUAUAACAUUCACAACGACAAUAUCUACAGCGGUGGCAUUAACUUUUCACCUGGUGUUCAUGUGGCAAACAAUAAUGGUAGAAGAAAGACUUCAAAGGAAGUAAGGAGAGAAUCAUUGAACAUGUUGGGAAUCGCAUCUAGACGAAAGUUGACGAAAAAGUACAAGAAAGAUAAAAGAAACAAGGAUUUAGCAAGGAGAGUCUCACUGUCAACAGUGAUAUCUCCACCAUCUCCUACGUUUCUAUAGGGAACCAAAUUUUAGAUUUCGUAGCUCAUUUCUUGUUUGGGGCAGGUUCCUCUAACUUAUGAUAAGAAAACUGGGUCAAGAUUUACUUGUUCUUUUUACCCUCAGAGGAUAAUUGAGAAAAUCAAAGGAUAGGAUACCCUUUGAUUAAUAUGGUAGUAAUAUAAAGUAGUAAUAUGGAUAAACAUAUUACUACUUUAAACGUGGUUUUACCAAAAAGAGAUAAAUUAUCUUUCAUAUUCCACUGCUUUGACAAGACUCAUCUUGUAAAUACACCGUUUCAGCCACGUUUCUCCUUCGCAGAGGACAUCCUCAGUUGAUAAAGAACUUACAAACCGGUAAUCAAAGUUUCCCGCCCUAAAGUAGUUCUCCUCUUCAUUUCCGUCUGAGUGUAAAUCAAUAUAUUUGACAGAUUGGUGUGGGUAUUUGUCCAAGUUUUUUUUUUCAAUUGUCCCUAAGAGUACUAUGAUAAAUCCUCCCUUUCCUUAACUUGCAUCUAAGUUUAAAAAGGAUCAUAUCCUCACAACGUGCAUUCGUAACGGGGUGCUUGACGAUAAAUCUAGAAAUUAUGAAAUAUGUUCAAAAUAUAAAUAUUAUUUUGUUAGAAGAUACUAGACUAUUUUUUAUCUGCUUCUUUUGGCUGCUUACGUCACAGCUUUGAGCCCAACUGCCACGCUAUCUGCUAUUCUGCCCUUAAGGCAAUUCAAGCAAAGGGGGUUUUCAACCCAACAUCAAUUGGUGCGCUUUAUUUUUCUGCAGAUUUUCCAAGCAGGUGUGUAGAUUAAAAAGACAAACCAAUUGACCAGAAUCUAUAAAUAGUUGAAGAAGCAAGCUGCUUUUUCAUUUCGGUUUUUUGUAUCGGUCCAGCAAGGAAAAAAUCAACGUUUGUGGUUUAACUUUAUGAAGAGUUAACUACACAAACAAGAAGUUUGAGAUAAUAUAACUAAAGUUACAUAUUGACUUGCUACAAGUGUUUGUUCUGGGUUCUUUCAAAGGCUAGCGCUGCCUUUCCGAACCUCUACUGCGAAGGAGCAGAAAUGAUAGGGCAUCCGGUGAUUCCCUUCAGCAACUCAUAACAAAGACUUGUAGGAAGUCAAAGAUUCGGAUUAUUAGCAAGAAUCAUCAAAGAAAUCGGUUUUCCAUAUACAUUACGUCAUCAUUUAUAUAAGUUUACUAGCUUCAUUACGUCAUCAUAGAUAUUGGUUUACCCAAAAAAUAUUUUUUGAUUACGUCACACUUGGCUCCUCUGUUGGUUUACCGGCUGCAUUUUGACACCGUAGGCGAUUUCAAUCUGAUACACUCUUCUUGUACCUUUUUAUAAAGGCAAUUGAUAAAGAGUGUCUUUCGUAAUGCAAUACUUUUCACAAAGUGUACUUUCAACUUUUAUGUUUAUCUUUCAUUGCAUCUGAGCAAUAAUUUUAUACUAGUCUAUCACGUCUCCUUUCAAUUUCCCCAUGGAUGUUAUGUUUAAUUGCUUGUGAGAGUUUAGUUCACUUCGUUUGAAGCUUUUAAUUCAUUUCUAUACAUCAUACAGAAUAUUUAAAUUUUCACAGAACUUCUUCGCAGAUUGAAAUGGAUAAAGGAUUUAUUUUUCUUGAUAUUCAAGCUGUUUUGCUCGUCGCAACGCCUAAAUAAGCUUGUAAUUGAUCAGGGAUGGCUUUCACAUUUCAUGGCUGAAAUCUACACUAUAGUUUAAUGUAAUCAAAGCAGUUAAGUCACACGGCUAUUUUGCAUAAGUGGCUGAGCUGAGUGCAGAAAUGCGGAUGAACACGAUGCGACCUGGGUUCUUUUUUGCUGUCCUUUUUGCUCUUUUUUGGUUGAUUGAGGAAACCAAUAGCAAGCCUGACAAAACAAUGCUAUUCAUCGGAAAGACAGUAUCCACCAGCUCGCUGCCAUUGAUUUUUUCCUGUGAUGUCGACAAUACGUACAACUAUAUCCAAGUUGGAGGCAUCACAGUUGAUGGAAACCCGAUUGACCCUGCAGAGCAGGUUGCUGCCCAAGAGGAAUGCAUGAAACAAAUUACCAAUCAAGCCGGAAAGGUUGUGGGGAAAGCGAGAACAACUUGUGAAAUCUGGUUUAGGCCGGAUUUUCAGUUGAAUUCAACCAGUUCUUUGUUUGCAAUUUAUCAAUGUUAUGCUUCGAAACCUGCUGCUGCAAAUAUCACGUGGGCGAGGCCAAAGCAGCCAAAAGAUGAGCUGAGAACAAGUUCCCAGGUCAUGAGCAAGAACUCUGUUUUGAUGUGCACAGGUGGGAACUCUCUGAUCGACAUUCGCACCGUAACAAUAAACAAUGAAGCUGUGAACACAACCGAAUUUCCAGAACUUGAUAUCCAUAAACUGUCCACGAAGUGCUACAAAGAGACAAUCGGAAAUUCAAUAGCUAAUUCUAAGGCAGCUGCUAAAUGCACAAUCGAAAAAGAUUCUGCUCACGAUGCUGUUCUGACCAUUCACUAUACUUGCAAACUGCCGCCUGUUGUCACCGAGGUCGAAAACGUUUUCGUGAAAGUUCCAGAGAAUGAAACGCAACCAACCCCAACGCCACCCAGAAAUAUUUCAAAAGAGAAUAGUUGCUUGAACACAAGACCAUGCCUGGCUGGAGGCGUUUGCAAAUUGCCCCUCGGGUCCUUGGCCUACAAAUGCGACUGUGUCAAUGGAAGAACAGGAAUUAUUUGCGAGUUAAUUCAAAGACCAUUUGAAGCGUACCUUUACUUCACUGAUUUGAUGUUUAUGGGGAUGACUCUUAGUCCAAACGACUCACACACUGUCUCGCAGCUGAACAACCACCAGUCACAUAUUUACAAAUGGAUGGUGAAAUCAUUGGAAGCUGAGCUUAAAGACCUAUUUCUGAAGGUGGACGAGAGAACUGAAAAUGUUGCAGUCACAAACAUAAGCACUGGUAUUUUCAUCAAGGCCACAUUUUCGUUGUACAUGUUCCCUCUGGGACAUUUUCGGUUGCUGACCUUUCUAAGAAGUUCAAUCAUCUAUCUGGUCGUUACAUCACGGGGUCUGGAAUCAACUCAGAAAUCACAGCUAUCACUAUUAUAGAAGUCAACGAUUGCAGAAGUACUCCAUGUAAGAACGAAGGCGUUUGCACGAUGAAUGUAAACGGAAAAUAUGAAUGUAGCUGCAGAGCUGGAUUCAAUGGCAUAUAUUGCGAAGAAAACACCGAUGACUGUGAAGGUAACCAAUGCCAGAAUGGAGGUACCUGUGUUGAUGAAAUCAACUCUUACUCUUGCCAAUGCAAUCACAAAUUCGUUGGAAUCUUUUGUGAAAGGGAACUACUUCCAGUCGAUAGUAGUCUGGGUCAAAAGGACUUGCACGAUGGAGAGACACUGAUCAAAGAAUUAGCCAAAACUAUUGACUGAAUAUUCUAAUUUCAGCUAUGUUCAAUUAUUUAGUUGUUAAGUUAAACAGAGAAAGAAAUUUAUUUGUGUUAUGCUAGUUGUAACAACAGUAACCUUAGGGAGAUAUUCUUGAUCAUUUCUGCUUCGGUCAGAUGAGUACCUUGCUACACAAUGCCUUAAUGUUUUUGCUUUUUAUAGUCAAUAGACACUUGAUUGAUAUCAUAAAAACGUUCAGAUUUAAUCAAAAGUUUGUCAUCAGUUAAUCUAAUUACUAGAAAUAGCUCUUGCUAGUACUGGCCGCAAACAAUUAGUUCCUUGAUAAUGAUUGUUUUGAAAAUUUAGGUCAGGAUAUUCGAAGAAGACACCAUCUUGGGUUUUCACAAUUUUAUAAAAACAGCUGCUCUAGUUGAUGCUAAACUAUUCUUUUUAUCAAGAAUUUUUGGUGUCCAGUUUGCCUUUGAUUCAAGUCCAACGCCCUUUUGAAAAUCAUGACGUUUUUCUAGGAUUUGACAUUUAUUUUUCGUUUUCGUGAAGCAAAGACGUAUGAAAAUGGACACGUGAUAGAACGGGUACAGCUAAAAUAGAUUGUGAUAAAGGAUUCGUACAGCGAUGUACAGGAGAUAAUCACGACAAUCAUAACUUUUGCUCGUACGGUGUCGAGUUUUUGGGAGAAAGGUGUGGCAUUCGACUGGUUUUGAUUCCCAAAACUUCGAAUCAAAACUUCCAUCCAUUGCAGAGAACCGAGCUGUGAUGCAGCACCGUUUUCGUGCCAAAAAAACCGAAGGCCUUUAACAGAGUCUUGGCAGAGCAACGCUCCGAAGAUAAUUCCCUUCCGCACAAAGAGGUGGCGGUUAACGACCUCCUCGACAAAGCCGAUUGAUUGACAAUGAAAUUGAUUGACAGUUGUCAUGGCAGCAGAAAAGUGACAAAAUCUGCUGACAAAGUGCUGACAUUAUGAACUGAAGCUUCCAUAUGCUACUUAUACGCGGGGCAGACUAUAAGCCCUUCACUC